AUGACGAUCUUCAAAUCCUCUUACUACGAUAAGGACUACAGAGCGGGUGCCGCGCUCAUCCGCGCCCGACGGCCGUAUCUGAUUAAAAAUGCUGUUACUGGGCUCGCAUUGUUCGGCCUCUGUAUAGGCGUUUAUGCUUUCACCAUAAAUGCUGUCGGACAAGAUGAUUUUUCAGACGUGCAGAUUCCAGAAAAGAAAAAGGCCAGCCCAGCCCCGUCGCAGGGGACGAAAUAA
Blastomyces dermatitidis ER-3 is the source of this 234-nucleotide messenger RNA. RefSeq lists its product as uncharacterized. The transcript is spliced from 3 exons. The record is from RefSeq and is a predicted model, not a curated record. Lineage: Eukaryota; Fungi; Ascomycota; Eurotiomycetes; Onygenales; Ajellomycetaceae. The coding region runs from base 1 to 234 and encodes 77 amino acids. Gene Ontology annotation, cellular component: mitochondrial inner membrane. Gene Ontology annotation, biological process: mitochondrial respiratory chain complex IV assembly.